This is a messenger RNA of Mixia osmundae IAM 14324, 1017 nucleotides long. RefSeq lists its product as uncharacterized. The transcript has 4 exons. Bases 1 to 1017 code for a protein of 338 amino acids. The record is from RefSeq and is a predicted model, not a curated record. Lineage: Eukaryota; Fungi; Basidiomycota; Mixiomycetes; Mixiales; Mixiaceae.
AUGCUAUUGCCUCUCUUCCUUGCUCUGACAGUCCUCGCUGGAGCAUUUGCCGAAGGACCGCAACCUGCAGUGACUGCAGCCUACUGCCUGCUGCUCGAUAGCACGACCGUAACGAGCAACGGUAUUGUCGAACUCGAUGGGCAGCUCUAUGCGUUCCAAGUCAAGAGUUGGAGUCCGAUGCAGCUCUUCACCUUGCGAGCCCAAGUGACAGAAAACAUGAAGACCUACUGCUUCGCGGACAGAGAGCUGCCAAAGGGCCCUCGUUGUGAAGAGCAAGAGAGGAAAGUUUUCCAUGAUCAUACGAUCAUGCAGGUCAACGCCGUCCGACGGUUGGACACAGUACACAUCGAUUCCGAAAGCGAGAUCAUCAACCGAGUCAUCGGCUUCUGUUGCAGCGCAUUCUGGUCAUUCACGGCCAAAGUCCGGAUACCAGGCCACGAGAUCAACAUCGGUGAAGCUGUGUAUACUUUCACGUGUGGCGGCGGGAUGCGUCGAAUUCCCGAGGUGGGUACCAGCUGCUCGGCAAUCUUUGAGGAUGUCGUUGAGACAAAGAGCGCAAUCGAAGAUAAACCUGGAGCGCGUCGAGCGAUCUAUACGCUGGGCUUGCCCAAAGGACCUGCUUGUGAUGAAGAGAAUAUCGAAACCGAAGGCGAUCAGCAAAUCUUGAAAGUCAACGCCGUCAGACGACUGCAGACGGUACACGUUCUCUCUGACAGCGAAAUCGCCAACGAAGUCAUUCGCUUCUGCUGUAGCGCCUUCUGGUCAUUCACGUCGAGAGCCUGGAUGCCGAACGACAAGCUAGAGUUGGGUAAAGCCGUUUACACAUUUGGCUGCGGUGGGGAAGACCUCAUCCCCAUCCCUGGAUCGGACAUCACAUGCCCUGAGCUUUUUGCGGGCUUCAUCGAGACGAGAAGCGUCAUCGAAGAGGACAAAGAUGGAGCGGCUCAGCCCAUCUCUGGACACGGCAGAGAUCGAGGUUGCACAGAAACUCCAGUCCCGCUCGGUCACGGUGUUUGA